Clunio marinus is the source of this 261-nucleotide messenger RNA. Lineage: Eukaryota; Metazoa; Arthropoda; Insecta; Diptera; Chironomidae. The record is from the annotation of a GenBank genome assembly.
AUGAAAGUUCCGACGUCACCAAAAACUUCAGUGAACGUAGGAUAUUUGAAUCAUUGUUAUGAGUUUAUGGCGACAAUUCAGCAAAGGUACACACGUGUUUUAAUUAAAGAACGAAAAAGUGAUAAAGAUAAAACCGGAACAACAGCAACAACAUCCUCAAAAUACUUUUUAAACAACAAUACAAAACAGUCAAAGAAAUGUAUCAGUUCUAAUAAUUACAUAAAGCACAUUGACAACAACAGUGCGUCGAACAGAGCAUAG